CUAAUUGGAUUUUAUGAAAUGUUUCUCUUCUGUCUUUUUUAUUUGUAUUCAGUCAUAAUAUAAAGCAAGAAGGAAGAUACAACGAAUUCGUCGAAAUUAACGUUAAUCUGAAUUAAAUCGUUAAAAUAAUUAGAAUCUCGUAGCACCGGUUAAAGAUUGAAAUUUAAUUACGUUGUUUAUUGUAUCACAUAUAAUGUGUAUACAUAAACUCUGUUGAAAUCGUUAGAGAUGUUACAUUUCGCGUUUCUUACAAGUUCUCAAAAAUCACUAUCUGAAAUAUAAGUGCGAAGAACAUUGAACCAUUGUUGUUAAAUGUCAGUUCUCUGAAAAAGGAUAAUAUGUAACAAAAAUCGUCUUGACGUAUACGAAAUAUUAUUAAACAAAAGUUAUUUGAAACUUUCUUGAAAAAUCGUUUUGAAGUAGAGGAAUAUUGACUUCUUCCACUUAUCUUUGAUUAUGCGAUAAUAAUUCUUUCUUUGACAAUAAGAUGCUAAAUCAACAACAUCCUUUAUUGAGCACCAUAGACUCGUACAUAGAACCACUUUUGAAGCGUGUUUUACAAACCAAGAGACUAGGUAUUUGUCAUCUAAUAAAAUUGGAUUCAGUCUCGUCGAGUUGUGACAGAAGCAAAAAUGAUUGUUUCAAAUUAUCAAUUCCCUAUGCUGGGGAACACCUUGCAUGGAACAUACUGUUUGAUUCUCAAUUCCCAGAGAUGGGUCCAGACUUCAUAUUUAAUGAUCAAAAUUUUUUAAUGGAUCCAGACAUUGAUAUUUUAUCUACUCGAGUACCUAGUCUUGUGAAAUGGAAUCCUAAUGAUACCGAUGCAUUGCUUAAUGUGCUACAUGAAUUGUUACUGUAUUACAAGGAACAUCAGGUAGAGUUACUUGGAAAACAGGGAGAUCGAUUGCAGUUUGAAUACAGUACACUUGUUGGCGAAACGGAAAUAUGUAAAGAUGAUAUAGAAGUGAUGAUGUUACCGCUAGGAUCAAAACCUAUGGAAGCAAAAUUUUUAAUACGCAUAUGUGUGGAUUGUUCUCGAUUACCUCCGCGUAUUAAUAAAUCGCAAAAUGAAGAAGCAAUGCUCCUAGUUACAUUUUAUGGUCCAGAUUGGAAUCGUAUUUCGUCCCAACUUUACUUAACCAAGACUCUGGAGGAUGCUUUCGGUGGUUCGGAAACUUUGCAUAUUCCACCAUUACCACCCAACAAAUAUCUAAUGGAUUAUGUUCCCGAAGUGAUAAAAUUCAUAGAAGAAAAAAUAAAUAUGGUAGUUCAAUGUUUUGAAAACAGAAAGCAGUUUAUCACGGUUCUAAUUGUAUUACAGCGCGGUAGCGUACUAGAAUACGAUGCAAUAGAGUUUAAUUGGAUUACUAUUCUACUGGAAUAUCGAGAUUUUCAUUUUAUCGUACAAUUUCAUCUUCCUUCAAUAUUCCCGAAAGAGAAACCGCAAAUUACAUUGCAAUCGGUGUAUCAUAUGACGUCACAGGGUACGUUGUAUAAAGAGGUAUUGGAUGAAACACCGUACAGCCCUAGAUGGCCGAUGAAGGUGAUGAUUAACAAAUUGUUAACGUACAUAAUAGAAACUGCUGUUCAUAAGUUUCAGGCGAAUUCUAUUAAAAAUAAUCGUUUCUAAUAAUUUAUUCUGAAAAAAAAGUUAUAUUUUAUUACAGAGAAUGUAUAUUUAAUAGUUGCCAAUGAAAUAAAAACUGUUUGGUUUCACUGUAA
Solenopsis invicta (red fire ant) is the source of this 1722-nucleotide messenger RNA. Its product is annotated as BRISC and BRCA1-A complex member 2. Lineage: Eukaryota; Metazoa; Arthropoda; Insecta; Hymenoptera; Formicidae. The coding region runs from base 488 to 1630 and encodes 380 amino acids. The record is from RefSeq and is a predicted model, not a curated record. The transcript has 4 exons. Gene Ontology annotation, biological process: double-strand break repair. Gene Ontology annotation, cellular component: BRCA1-A complex; BRISC complex.